Messenger RNA from Dunckerocampus dactyliophorus (ringed pipefish), 2853 nucleotides. RefSeq names its product tRNA 5-methylaminomethyl-2-thiouridylate methyltransferase (gene trmu). NCBI's taxonomy places the organism in Eukaryota, Metazoa, Chordata, Actinopteri, Syngnathiformes, Syngnathidae. Gene Ontology annotation, molecular function: sulfurtransferase activity. The transcript is spliced from 11 exons. The coding region runs from base 131 to 1393 and encodes 420 amino acids. Gene Ontology annotation, cellular component: mitochondrion. Gene Ontology annotation, biological process: tRNA wobble position uridine thiolation. The record is from RefSeq and is a predicted model, not a curated record.
GUUCUAGCCGGACAUAUAUCCACGACGGACUACACUCUUGGCCGCCCCUGCUAGUGACUGAUGAGCAGGAUUUCGUUCGUUCUCUUAGCUUAAAGUAAAUGAGUCUCCUUACCAGGAAUUAUAUAAAAAUAUGGGCGUUAUAAAGCACGUCGUGUGCGCCAUGUCAGGCGGCGUUGACAGCUCCGUUGCGGCGUUGUUACUGAAGAGAAGAGGAUAUAACGUGACUGGAGUGUUUAUGAAGAACUGGGACUCCCUGGAUGAGAGAGGAGUAUGUACUACAGAGAAGGACUGUGAGGACGCCUACAAAGUGUGCCAAAUCCUGGACAUCCCUUUCCAUCAAGUGUCAUAUGUUAAAGAGUACUGGCAUGAAGUUUUCAGUAAUCUGUUGAAGGAAUAUGAGAAGGGUCGGACUCCAAACCCGGACAUUCUCUGCAAUAAGCAUAUUAAAUUCAAUCAUUUCUACAAGUAUGCAAUCACAGAUCUUGGUGCUGACGCCAUGGCGACCGGUCACUACGCGAGGACCUCUCAGGAAGACGAAGAGGUUUUUCAGCAGAUCCACAAAACCCUGCCCGUGGUGUUGUUCAGAAACCGCUUCGAGUUCAGAAAUCCGGUGAGGAUGUACAAGGGGGCCGACCUGCUCAAAGACCAAACCUUCUUCCUGAGUCAGAUCUCCCAGGAUGCCUUGCGGAAAACCUUGUUCCCGCUUGCCGGGCUGACUAAAGAGUUUGUGAAAAAGAUGGCGGUUGAAGCCGGCUUUCACCAUGUGCUACAGAAGAAAGAGAGCAUGGGCAUCUGCUUCAUUGGAGAGAGGAACUUUGAAAACUUUAUUUUGGAGUACCUCGAACCUAAACCUGGGAACUUUGUGUCCAUAGAGGACGGCACUGUUAUGGGAACACACAAAGGUUGGUUCACUCUGACGCUGGGCCAGAGGGCGCGAAUAGGAGGCCUGAGAGAUGCUUGGUUUGUGGUAGACAAAGAUAUCAUUACUGGCGACGUAUUUGUGGCGCCUUCCACCAAUCACCCGUCUCUUUUCCGUGACACGGUGCGAACGGACCGCUUCCACUGGAUUACGGUGGAUCCGCCUCCCGAACUGGCCAGGAGCAAGACGAUGGAGUGCAACUUCCGCUUCAUCCACCAGAUGCCGCUAAUUCCUUGCACUGUGACACUAAACAUGGAUGGCUCUGUGUGGAUCUCACUCUCGCAGACAGUCAGAGCUUUGACACCUGGACAGUUCGCAGUGCUCUACAAAGGCGACGAGUGUCUGGGUAGCGGCAAGAUCAUCCAGCUGGGUCCCAGUGAGUUCACCAUUCAAAAGGGAAGGGAAUGCUCGGCGGUGGCGGUGGCGGCUGCGGCGCUCAGAAAAGAGAAGCAGAAUUCAGAACCCGUCAGAUGACACAACCUCAUAAAGUACACUAUUUCUUGAGUAUUUAUUGCACAUGUUUUUAAUGCACAACUCCAGGACCUUGAGUGGUUAAACACAGUUAAACUGUCUUUUAUUGUUUCUGCUUGUUAAUGCAUUGAUUGUUAAACUAUCUGUCUACGAUCACUCGUGUGCUGUCCAAAACUUCAAAAAUCGAGUUAAAAAUGGUUUAAAACUUCAGUUUUUAGCAUAUAAUAACUCUGUUACUUCCAAGCCAGCAGUUCAUUAACAAACAGUAUUGAAAACAAACUUGUUUUUGUUUGAAAAAAGCUAGUAUGGCAAAAAAAACCUACCUUUUCACUGUGCAAGAGUAUGUAGUUAUCUCCCACAGCAGGUUAUUAAAACUGGACUGAGUACUUUUGCGUUGUAGUGUAGCUUUUAUCCACGGGUGGCGAUGUUGCACACGGCAGGCCUUACAGUUGUACUGUACUCAAGUUGUAGAACCGCUUCUCCUCAUUAGGGUCACGGGGGUUUCCUGUACCUAUCCCAGCUAACUUCUAACUUCGGGCGACAGGCGGGGUACACCCUGGACUGGUCGCCAGCCAAUUGCAGGGCACAUAUAGACAAACAACCAUUCACACUCACAUUCAUACCUAUGGACAAUUUAGAGUCGCUAAUUAACCUAACAUGCAUGUUUUUGGAAUGUGGGAGGAAACCGGAGUACCCGCAGAAAACCCACGUACGUACGGGGAGAACAUGCAAACUCCACACAGAAAUUCCCAACAGAGAUUCGAUCUCUGGACUGUGACUGAGUGGCCAACAUGCUAACCACCCAGACCACCGCGCGGCCCUGUAGAGCGCUUAGGAGGGCAUAAUGGGUUAUAUUUCAGGCCGAAUAAUUGAUUAAAUUGUGAUUUUUUUUUUUAACUGUCUAUUUAUUAAUACAAUUUUAAAAUGCCAGAAAAUGAAUGGAAAAUAAAUAAAGAAAUAAAAUCAUUUUUAUAAUUAUAAUUAAUUUAAAUUAUAAUAAUUAUAAUUAAGAUAUAUUUUAUUGUUAUUGUCACAUACAUUUCUGCAAUUAUUUUUUUACAUGUAAUAUUUUUUUCACAUUUUAAUUGGUAUUUCACUAAAAAUACAUACAAGCUGUUAAUGACUUAAAGAUGGUGUUUGUGUUGAUAUUUUAUGAAGAGAAAUCUUUUCUCCCCCUUCAGGUGACUUGAUUACUUUAAAGUGUAAUUUUGAUUACAAUAAUUUGCAGAGUUUUCCAUUCUUAUGCGUUAAUCUCUUUCUGCUAUACAGUAUAUACAGGUAGGAAAAUACUGUGGCGUCUUCUGCAAGAAUGUUUGUAGUGCAGGGUUUGUCCGGAGGGGGCGGUGUUGCACAAGCUAAACCUUCCUGUUGUACUGUUGUGGUUUUUUGGGCCCAAAUGAAUAAAGCCAUAUAAUUUAUUAAAACGCGACAUCUUUUUAAUUUGCCGUUUUAUUAAAUUGUAA